Messenger RNA from Symbiodinium sp. CCMP2456, 3282 nucleotides. The record is from the annotation of a GenBank genome assembly. NCBI's taxonomy places the organism in Eukaryota, Dinophyceae, Suessiales, Symbiodiniaceae.
AUGCCUUUAGCCACGUCGUUUCCUAAGGAGCAGGCCCAACGGGACCUCCAAGAGAAGUGCAAGGAGCUGGAAGCCAGCGCGGAGGCGGCUUCAGAAGCGAAGUUGAAGCUUGUGACCGAGCUGGCUGAAAGGGACCGAGAACUGGCGGAUGCGAAGCUGGCCAAGAACCCCGUCGAGGAUCCGCAGGCAAAAGAUCAUGAGAUCGCUCGGCUGCAAGAUCAGCUUGCAAAAGCAACAGCAGACCUGCAAAGAAGCUCCGAGAAGCCAGACGAAUUGCGCGGCGAGCAAGACCAACAACCUUUGCUGAAAGAGAGUGAGCAGGCCCAACGGGACCUCCAAGAGAAGUGCAAGGAGCUGGAAGCCAGCGCGGAGGCGGCUUCAGAAGCGAAGUUGAAGCUUGUGACCGAGCUGGCUGAAAGGGACCGAGAACUGGCGGAUGCGAAGCUGGCCAAGAACCCCGUCGAGGAUCCGCAGGCGAUGGGUGGGUUGCAAGAUGAGCAUAGCGAAGCAGAAGCCAAUCAUCAAGGAAGCGCCAUAGAGUCGGAGGAUGGCAAGCAAGUGCGGCAACUUCAGGAGCAGCUAUCACGGCAAGAGAGCGAGCUUCAGCGCCUGAUGGUAGAGCUUGAAGAUGCGAACGUGGCACUUGCUGCCAAAGAUGAAAAGCUCGACAGUCCCAGCUCGCGAGCUUCGUUCCAGAUCUCGCCAAGCUACUGGGAGACCGUGGAGCUGCAGGCCUUGAAAGAGGAGCUCCAGCAAAGAGAUGCCGAGGUGCAACGCCUUCGAACGAGCCUCGCUGAUGCCGAGACAAAGAUUCCAAGCGUCAAGGACGAGGAGACCUUGAAGGCCACGGUGCCCAAGUCCGUCAACCACUGGGGCUUUCGGCUUCAGCGCGGACUGGUCUAUGAGGUGAAGAAAGGAGGCUGGGCUGAGGCCGUGAGCCUGAGACUGGGCGAUCGGUUGUUGACGAUGCAGGGAAGGCCCGCUGCAGACUACAGCAGGGAGGAGUUCGACCGAGUGAAGUCUGAGCGGCCUCUGCAGCUGAAGUUUCAGCGUGGCGGGCGGAGGCAAGCAGAGGAGGUGGCGUCGACGAGGAUUCAAGCCAACUGGAAGGGCAAGAAAGCGCGGAAACUCCCGCAGAUCGAGGCUCGGCUUCGCAUUGGGGACGGCGAGAUCUUGACGGCGACGGCGGAGGGACGUGCCGAGCUCGGCUUCAAGCUUGAGCGCUGGCCACCAGCCCCGCGGGUGCUGGUCCUCUCUGUCCGAAGAGGUGGCUGGGCAGGAGGAGUUGGGAUGAAGCCAGGGGACGAGCUGCUGACGGUGAAGGGCCAUUCCCUCCAGCACCUUGACCGCGGAAAGUUCCAAAAGCUUAUCGACAAGGAGCGUCCGCUGGAGAUCACUUUUUGCCGCGGCACGAAGGAAGACGUGCAAAGGAUUGCAUCAAGCAAAAUUCAGGCAGGCUGGCGACAGCGACGUGUGGAGGAGGGCAGUGCGCCCAAGGCAGCAAGCCACCCCCCAGCCGCACCUGCGCAAGCGCGGAUCUUUGCCAUGAUCAGCGAGAGCACCGAGGGAGCCACCGCCUCCGAGCUGAAGGGGCAGCUGGCAGAAAGGGAGCGGGAGCUGAAGAUCCUCCGCCAGGAGUUUUCGAAAGCCGAGUCCAUGUUCCAGACGAGCCUCAGAGACAUCUCGACCGAUUCCUCCAACUCUGCGGUGGAGCUGGCCUCCUUGAAAGCACAGCUGGUUGUGGAGCAGUCCAAGGCUGCGAAAUGCCAAAGCGACACCGCGGCCAAAACCACGAACCUUUCGGCGAAGCUCCAAGUGGAGCAGCGCAAAAGCGAAGCUCUAGAGACGCGUCUCAUCCAGGCAGAAGUGAUCCAUCAAGAGCAGAUGGGCGAAAUCACGGACUUUCUGACAGAGAAGCAGCAAGAGCUUCGUCUUUCUGACGCGGACCUGAUGGAGAUGAGUGCUGGGCGGUUUGCUUCCGGUUCCACUGGGCCGAGUGAGAUGAAGGAGUUGAAGGAAAGGCUGGCAGAGGAGCAGGCCAAGGUCUCGCAGGCGGAGCGGAAGCUCGUGAAGAGCUGGUCAGACCAGCGAGCGAUCGACCUGCAGUGGCAAGCAGAGGUGGCAGCCCGUGAUGAAAGGCUGAAGGAAGUCCAAAAGGACCUGGCAAAAGCAGAGUGGUGGGCCUCACUCUCCAAGCGUUCUCCUCAACACAAGGAAAUCCUCGACAUCAAGGAAGAGCUGUCCAUGGAGCAGUCAAGAGCCUCUCGUGCGGAGAGGAGACUGGCCGAAGCUCAGGACGCUGCUCGGCUGCUUGAAGAGAUGCAAACUCUUCAGGACGCCCUCAAUCACGAGGAGGCCUGCGUGUUGCAGAUGAAGACGGCUCUCAUUCACGCUCAAGCGCAGCGGCAGCUCACGGCGGAGGUCGCCACACAAAUCCAGGCAGCAGCGGAUGCGACGGCCAAGGGGAACUUGGAGCAGCUGAGCUGGGAGUAUGGGAGGCAGCAGCGUGAGCUGCAGAAGGUGACGUCCGAAGAAGCAGCAGCAGUAAAGAUGCAGGCCAGGACACGCGGGAAUCAAGCACGCAAGCAAGUAGCGGUCAUGAAGGCCAACAAGAAGGCAGAGAUUCAAUCGACUGAAUCUGCCGAAGACCCGAAAUCUGGCACCACGACAGGUCCUCCCAGCUCCACACCUCAAGAGAGCAAGAAACAAGACAAGGAUCAGAAGGCUCUUGACUCCGAAACCCUCGAGCUUCGCAGCAAGCUGACGACUGCGUUGACAAACUCGGCUCAGAGUGGCGCUCUCGCAGAAGGGUUGGAGAAGGUGUACGGGCAACCCUCCCGUGCCGUGCAGACGCUUCGAAAGGAGGUGGCGGCCUUGAGACAGAAGCUCUCGCUGGCGGAGGCCUCCAGGGCCGUGACGCCAACGUCGACGCCGAUGUCACGAAGGACUCCUGCGAAGAAGAAGCUUCAGCAGUCGCCAAGUUCUGCUGCUUGGCACAAGCCACUGAAGGUAGUGACAUUCGUCUCGAUGAGUGCUCGACCCGGUGGUGAGGUGCGUUUCGCCAUGGAGGACGAGGCAGCCGAGGCAGCAGCAAAGCGCAGCAAAUGGGCGGCUUGCGGCUUUUAUCCCCGCCACCAGGCCCAGGCAGCUUCGCCCGCUUCCGCUUCCGCUUCCGCUUCGGGAGUGCAGGCCGGUCCUCGGCGGGGGAAGUCCCUGGGUCGGGUCACCGCUGUCUCUGAGGAUGCGAAGGUGAAGCAGUCCGAGGCAGAGCCGCAGAUGUAG